Messenger RNA from Schistosoma margrebowiei, 4605 nucleotides. The record is from the annotation of a GenBank genome assembly. NCBI's taxonomy places the organism in Eukaryota, Metazoa, Platyhelminthes, Trematoda, Strigeidida, Schistosomatidae.
AUUAGACUUAUUUUCAUCUAAGCAUCAUGAUUAUCAUUUCAUUCUAAUCUUGUUGUUUCAGUGGGUUUUCUAUUGGGUACGUGAUAGACAACUCGCAAUGUAUAGUAACACCGUUAGUAUUAAACUGUGUCCAAGUUAGUACAUAAACACGUUUACAUGAAUUUAAAAUUAAAUAUUUUUGAUAGUAGCCAAGGUGAAGGUUAUAAAUUAGAAGAAAACCUUCAUCAGAUAGUUAUUAAAUCUAAUCUGACUCUAGAUUUUAGUCAGGUGGUUAUUUAAUUGAUUAAUAUCAGCCUCUAGGUUCAGUGGCCAGACUCAAAUAUUUUCAAACACAAUUUUUAUAACAAUAUGACAUAAUUUGGAGAAUCAGUGAAAACCAGGGAAUAUUUGAUAGAUGUUUCAUACUAGUUUGUAGUUGCUUAACGAUGCACAGUCAGGGUCACAAAUAUGAUUAUAUCCAGGACUUAGAAGUUUAACAAUAAUUGUGAUACUUUCAGACCAAUCGAUAAGAAGUCAAAAAUCUAAAUUCUCUCGUUCAGCCAGUCUCCCGUUGGUUACGUCUAUAUGUCACACUGUUCUGUUGAAAAUUCAGUUAUUUAUAUCUGAGUCACUGGUGAACACAUGGUUAUAUAGAUGGAUGAUUUGAUUUUCUACAUAUCUUCUGGUUUCCAAUGAUUCUCCGGUUUAAGAUACCUCGUUUUGAAAACUAUUAUCAGACUAUACAAAUAUCCGCAAACCAUCUUACAUAGAGAAUGAUUUUGUCUGAUACGCAAACUCUGAUACAAAUAUCACAUUGUUAGGCAAUGAAAGUUUGUUCACAUAGCAUUGAUUUCAUUGUAUAUACAAGUAACUAAAUGGGUAGUUAUGUGUACAGUUAAGACAUUACUACUCAAACAUUAUUUUUUAAGCUUAUAUAUUUCUUCAUUGGCAACCACUGGUUAGCUGUAUUUUCAUUGUGUAGUUUCCACUCUGCUAACUAAAUAAAUGGUGGUGCUUUAUUCGCUAAACGUUGACUUAUACUUUUAAUAUAUGUUAAAUAUUUUUUAAAAAUAAAGUCUCAAUCCGUUGACCUGCAUACUUUCAAUUUUAAAGCUAUUUUCAAGAUUGAUUGUUAGUCACUUAUCUUCGUAGUCCCUUAAUUGAACAAGGAUUCAAAUAAAGAAAACAAGUAGUGUCUGAGGUAACAAGUUUUCUAAUGUUCUUAAACUGUUAUCGAAUAAAUGACUAUACGGUAUGACACUCAAUAUUUCAGUUUUCAUGAUUAGUCUCAGCUAUCAUGAAGAAACACUACCUGAACAUUAUGAGGUCUAUGAACGUUAAUGCUAUUAGUUAGAUACCGAUAUUAUUGCUGGUUCUAAUUCUUGUUUGUUUAUUUAUUUAAAGAGAUAAUUGUUUCUUUCCCAAUUAUGAUAUAUAGUUACGUCACUUAUUUUUUUAGCGUAUAAACUUUGGAAUUAUAGGACAGCCGAAUCACACAGUUAUAACCACCGUGUCUAAUUACCUAUAUAUUUACAAAUGAAAAUGAAUUAAACACUUAUAUAGGACUGCAUGAAUAAUAUAUUUCCUAACAAAUAAAAGUACCAUUAAAGAGUUCUACUUAGGUAAAACUAAAGUGUUGGUCAUUUUGUGAAUAUCUAUACAAAGUUGAGUAACAGAGGUAAUAACCAUAUAUACAGAUAGAUAGUUUUUGAAAAAUCGAUACUUCAGUCAGAAAUAAAAUGACACUUUUAUCGAAUAGUUUGUGAAUUUCGAACUUGAUAAAAACUUUAGAUAUUGAACUGAUGCACUGUGAUAUUGACUUCUACGUACUUUUCACUUCUCAGGCACAUAGUUGUAUGUGGAUCAAUAAACUACCAUACACUUUCAAUAUUUUUUGAUGAAUAUGUGAAUGCCGAUCAAGGCCAUUAUGAUGAAAACAUGAUGAUUGUCAUCCUGUCAGAGAUCGAUCCUGAUAUUAGUCUAACGGCGUUACUUCAGAGAGAAAGCACUACAAUGAAAUUUUUGAAAGGAUCUGUGACAUUACCAGAAGAUUUGGAAAGAGCUAAAGUGAGAACUGCUGAGGCUGUGAUUAUUCUUUCUGAUAAAUGUAGUCAAACCCCUGUUGAAGAUGACUGGAAAAAUUUAAUGUGUGUUGUUUCCAUAAAAAAUCUGUAUCCAAAUAUUCGAAUAAUUUGUGAACUUAUGUUAAUUGAAAGUAAGGUAUGGAUGUCAAAUAUACCUGGGUGGAAAGAACAUGAAAGUGACCAAUUUGAUCGAGCUGUUUGUUUAACACAGAUGAAACUUGGCUUACUAGCAUUGAAUUGUGUUUCAAACGGGAUAUCAACUCUGUUAUGUAAUUUUAUAAUGCGUGAUUCAGUACCAACAGCUGCAGUUAGGAAAACUUUACCUCGUUGGAUAAAUGAAUAUUUUCAAGGUACAAAAUAUAAAUUAUAUACAGUAAAAUUAUCUCAUGCUUUCGAUGGGAUGGUGUUUCAACAAUUAGUUGGCUUUGCCAUGGAAUUUUGGGGUUUACUUUUGUUAGCUGUACAAGUUUAUACCAAUAAUGAUAAAAAAACUCAAAUGAUUAUCAAUCCAGGUGUACGUGUACGAAUUAAUACCCAUCGAAUGCGUGCAGUUGUUUUGGCUAAAAAUUUAAUCGAAGCACAACGCCUGAGGACUUUCUCAAUUGAUGGUCAAAUAAUGUUUGAUAAUUAUGGCCAAUUAAUAUUUUCGUCACUUAGUCGAAAUCAGGAUAAUAUAUGCGAGCAGUCAAACACACUAUCCCCAAUUGCAAAUAGUUUUGUUAAAACAAUUCAAAUGUGUUUUAGAUUUUUUCGACAAUCAAUUGUAACUUACUGUAAUAUGAGGAAAGCCAAAGUAUUAAAAAAAGUCCCUACAUGUGCAAGUAGUUUUUCGAUGAAUUCUUAUUAUCGUUAUCCAUAUCCAGAGAGUACAAUAACUGAUUUAGCGCAAUUACAAAGACUGAAUGUAAUCGAUUUACAAUGUGAUAGUACCGGUUUAUUUUAUUGGGUAACUGAGAGAAAAUUUUCAAAUAUAUGUUUGACGAUGAAAGAAAUGAUUCGCUGUCAGUUUGAAAAUCAUAUCAUUGUAUGCAUCAUGAAACAACCUAAAGAAAUAAAAUCAGGUUUAGCUAGUUUUGUACUUCCACUCAGAUCUACUUCGAUACCGGUCGAAGAAUUGAAACCAAUAAUUAUUUUGUGUGAAGCUAAAGUUAUUGAAAAUGAAUGGCGAUCUUUGAAAAAUCUCCCAAAUAUCUAUGUCUUUUCAGGAUCACCAUUAAACAGAGCAAAUCUUCAAGCUGCUGGUGUUGAAAGAUGUUCAACUUGUGUUGUACUCUCAUGUUCAUUUGAUAUUUCUGGAAAGCCUUCAUUAAUGAUAGAUAAAGAAAGUAUCCUAUGUACUUUGAAUAUUCGUCAGUUGUUAGCUGAUGCACAUAAAACAAAUAUUUUAAAUAUGACUGAACACAAUCAUCCUAUGCUUGUAACUGAGCUUUAUGAUGUAACCAAUGCAAGCCUUCUAUCAACUAAAUCAAAAUAUGGAAGUACUUACUUCAAUCCAUUAAUUGCCUCAGGAAAUAUUUUCGAAUCUAAUGUCUUGCAUAGUCUUUCAUCAAAUGUACUAUUCGAUCCAACUGUAAUAACAUUUAUUGAGACAAUUUUAGGCGGUGGACCAGGUCAUGAAGUAGAAAAGGUAUUUGCUAUAGAUAGUGGUUUCUUUCCAGGCUUAAAAGGACAACCAGUCAGUACUUUGACAUUUCCAGGUUAUCUAACUGGUAAUAUACCAAGUCAAGUUGAUGAUAAAAACGAAAGUAAUCGGCUAUAUUCCAGUGAAGUACAAAAUACUUUGUCAACUAAUGGUUCUGUCUCUGAUUUUCUGAAUAAUGAACACAAUAAAUCAUUUUUAAAGAAGAACAGUUUAAGCGGAAAUAUAUCCCAGUUUGAUGGACAAACAAGAUCACGUCAAUCAAGUGACUGCUAUGUAGAAGGUAAUAAGAAUGUAAUUUAUGAUAUAUUUAAUGAUGCAGAACUUUUGAAAGAGAAGACAGAUUCUAACUAUAUAACAGCAGAUAAUGAACAAAUAAAUGUAAAAAGUUUUUUAAGCUAUAAAACUGAAACAGGUGAAGCGAUUGCUGUUCGGCUAUCCCAACUUCGUUUAAUACCCCUUAUGGAAUUGGAUAAAGAACUUCAUCAUCUAGCUUCGCAGAAAAUUCUGACUUUCAGUCAGUUAUUUCAUGCUGAGUUGGCAAGUACCGGAACAAUAUCAAUCGGCCUUUAUCGAAGUGUUGAAGCUAGCAAUAAUAUAGAUGAAUGCUUGUCAUGUAAAAACAUAUACCUUGAAGCUAGUGGAAAAAUCGAAAGAUUUGUUUACACAUUACCAGAACCUACAACUCCAAUAUACCCAAAUGAUAUGGUUUACUGCCUUACAGCGAUGACUGAAAACCCAAUGGUGGGGUAGAGGAGAAAAAUAUGCAAUGAAAUCAUUCAUUUUUUAUCCGCUUUUACUGAGAUCAGUUGUCACGUUUGUUUCGAUGACAGUUACCCUUGUUGAUUGCUUAUAGUCAUUUUUGUGAUUGAAGAGGAAAAAUACAGGUAUAACAAACUGUAA